Messenger RNA from Lucilia cuprina (Australian sheep blowfly), 1381 nucleotides. Its product is annotated as translation initiation factor IF-2. The record is from RefSeq and is a predicted model, not a curated record. Bases 246 to 869 code for a protein of 207 amino acids. The transcript has 4 exons. Lineage: Eukaryota; Metazoa; Arthropoda; Insecta; Diptera; Calliphoridae.
CAAGCAUUAGUCGUUAUUAAGAAGUUGUACUAAGCUAACACGCUUUAAACUUAAGGUCUAAGCGUUAACUUAAAGUUGGUGGAGUUUAGCAAAAAUAUUCAAAAAAUAAAUUUCAUAAAAAUAUUUAAAAAUAAAUUAAAAAAGUUUUAAAUAAAUAAAAAAAAUCAUUUAAAAAAGGCUGAUAUUUUAAAUAAUUUUUCUUUAAAUUUAAUUAUAAAAUAAUAAACAUAUAACACAAUAACAAAAUGAAAUUCUUCAACAUUACCCUACUUUUUGUUAUUUUUGCUUUGGCCUGCCACCUAAGUUUCACUGUAGCUGAAGAUGGCAAACGUAUUGCCUUAAGACGUCCCGUUGGUAAAGCCGCCAAAACAUCAACAACCACAACAGAAGCUCCCGCUGAAGAUGAAGAAGGUGAUUACAACGAAAAUGGUGAAGACAAUCAAUAUCCCGAUGAAGGUGAAGAUUCUGCCUCAACAACUACCACCACCACAACAACAGAAACACCUAAGCGUAUUGGACCCGUAAUUAGACCUUUCCGUUCUAACGAUGAUUUCUUGAACUCCCUAAAGCGCAGACAAAUGAUUGCUAAGAAAAACAAAUCUGAAAAACCAGCACCUAGACCCAGCAAACCAGCAGCUUCCCAAGACUCACAAGAAGAAGCUGAAGAAUCUGCUCCCGUAGCUGCUCCAGCUCCCGUCUCAAAAGGUUUCAACAAACCUAACUCAGCCUUGAGCCGCCGUAAAUUGAACAAACCCUCAAAACCUGAACCAGUAGAAGAUGCCGCCGCCGAAGAAUCUGAACCAGAACAAAAAGAAGAAGCUAAACCCAAACGUCCUUUGGGCCGUUUAGCUUUAAGGAAACGCAAUUAAUUUAAAUACCUUAUUUAAAACCAAUAACUUUUUUCAAUUUGAAAACUUAAACUAUUUUCAAAAUUUGUACUCUUCUAUUCUCUCUCUUCCUUAAUUUCUCUCACAUUCUCUCUCCCUCUCCUUUUUUUCUGGUGCUUUACCAUUUUUAAGCAGAAUUUGCCAAAUCUUUAAUCCGUUAGUCUCUAUUUUGAUUUGUUUAUUAUGUUUAAAUCAAAAUAUUUUAAAACUUUCUUAAUUUCUAUUUUUAUUUUUUUUUGUUUAUUUUAUUUCAUUAUUUUCAAUUUAUAACUUUUAGGUUUUAGUUUAAGUUAAAAGAAAACAAAGGAAAUUAAAAAUAUGUAUUUCUAUUUUAGAUUUUCACAUUUUCCCCAAAUGUAAUUUUCCUGCUUUUUAUUGUGUGAAUUUGAGUAUCUUUUUCUGUUCAUGUGUGUUAUAAUAUUAUUUUUUAUAUUAUACUAUAAAUAUUUUAUUUGUAUAUAUUUCUUUUAAAAUAAAAAACAACAACAAAUCGA